Helianthus annuus (common sunflower) is the source of this 510-nucleotide messenger RNA. RefSeq lists its product as uncharacterized. The record is from RefSeq and is a predicted model, not a curated record. Lineage: Eukaryota; Viridiplantae; Streptophyta; Magnoliopsida; Asterales; Asteraceae. The transcript is spliced from 2 exons. Bases 1 to 510 code for a protein of 169 amino acids.
AUGACCCUCUUCACUAAACGAAUCAGAGAAGAUGUAAUGCUGGUUCAAAUCUACGUUGACGAUAUCAUUUUUGGGUCAACCAACGAGGAGCUGUGUAGAGAACUCGAGAUCGUCAUGAAGGCAAAGUUUGAAAUGAGCAUGAUGGGAGAGCUAACGUUCUUCUUAGAGUUAGAAGUGAAGCAAAAAGAGGAUGGGAUUCUCAUUCAUCAGGCCAAGUACAUUCGGGAUAUUCUCACGAAGGACAACAUGAACGAUUGUAAAGUUGCCAGCACCCCGUUUGCCUCUCAGACGGAGCUUACUCUAGACCCUCAAGGAAAACUAGUGAACAAGUCCUUUUAUCGCUCCAUGAUCGGCUCUCUGAUGUACUUAACUGCUAGCAGGCCUGACAUUAUGUGGGCUAUCUGUCUCUGUGCUCGCUUUCAGACAAAUCCCAAAGAAUCACAUGAAACUGCUGUGAAACGCAUCUUCCGCUAUCUCAAAGGAACUCCGAAACUAGGUCUUUGGAUGUAA